Molecule: messenger RNA, 687 nt
Organism: Arctia plantaginis
Lineage: Eukaryota; Metazoa; Arthropoda; Insecta; Lepidoptera; Erebidae
Source: the annotation of a GenBank genome assembly
AUGUUCCACAAGAAGGCUAAGUACAGGUUUGUGGGCAAAAAGAACCCUAAACCUGAGAAACCCAAAAAGCCUUCAAUUGCUGUGAAGCAAAUUGGUGGUGAGAAGAAUGGAGGAACUCGUACUGUGUUGCUGCGUCGUAGAAGAUCUUUCUACCCUACUCAGGACAAGAUCCGCUCCCGCCCGCAUCACAAGACUUUCAGCAAGCACGUGCGCAGGAUUAGGCCUACACUUACUCCUGGCACCAUCUGCAUCUUGCUCGCUGGUCGCCACGCUGGUAAACGCGUUGUACUCGUCGGAGUCCUGCCCAGUGGCUUACUUCUUAUCACCGGACCCUUCGCUUUCAACUCGUGCCCCUUAAGACGCAUUCCUCAGCACUAUGUCAUUGGCACAUCAACCAAGUUGGACCUUGGAGACUUCAAGCUGCCAGAACACCUUAAUGAUGAGUACUUUAAAAAGAACAAGAAGAGUGUCAAACGCAGCGUUAAGCGCAAGCAGGGUGAAGACAUCUUUGCCUCAAAGAAAGAGAAAUACGUGCCGUCGGAGCAGCGCAAGACUGACCAGAAGACAGUAGAUGACCUGAUUGUGAAAGCAAUCGGUAAGCGCGCCGACAAGAAGACGUUGCGAGGCUACCUCAAAUCCGCCUUCGGUCUGCGCUCUAGCCAGUUUCCACACAGGAUGACAUUCUAG